CGACUACUCCUCCACGUGACGAUGUCUGAAGAUACAGUCCCUCUAUGAGUUUUACGCAUUCUAUGGGGAUUAAUUUUCGUGACAGAUGCUUCAGUUCCUCGAGAUCGAUAUCGGCCGUUCCUUGAGUCACCCAUACACCCUGUCAUCUACCAUACAUUGGAAUUCUGAAAUAUACUAUGAUCGUCAUACGAUAAUGUGCCUGAAGAUUUUUAAAUUAACAUGGACCUCACAGCAUCAUAUAAUUUUAAUACUGAUGAGCAUUACAUUUAUACUGAUUAAGAAUGCCAGUGCUUCAGAUACAUCUGUAUUGAGGCAUAUAGCGUCAAAUUUGCAACCGGAAGAAUGUCUAAGGAUUGUCUCCUACAAUUUGAAUCCCACAAUUGAAAGAGUGAUAAGGAAGGAUGGAUUGAAUGCAAUGGAAUGUUUCCAUCAAUUAUAUCAAUGGACAUCAGAAUUGAAAGUGACGCGAAGAGACGUUCAAUUAGUUUUAGAAAAUCGUCUACGACAAAUCGGCAGAGAUGACUUGAUUACUUGGCUCACUAAUUUGGAAUUAAAUGAUACUCCAAUAUUAAAUUCUACGAAUGAUCAGCCGCUUGAACAAAAGUAUCCAGUCAAAGAGAAAGAGACCAUCAGGAAGUUAAAAUCAGUGCCAGAACCAACCUUGUCAAAAAUUAAUGAUCUCAUCUCGAAUUCGGCUGGACUAGGGUCAAAUCAUGAUUCAAUUUCUCUCUCGAAAGAUUCUGUGUCUACUUCUGACUUGGUGUCAAGGUUAAAUUUUUUACUCGGCCUAGCUCCAGCAAGAAGUAAAUUAAUUAAAAUAAGGGAGAAUCAGGAUGAUCGUGAUACUACAACAUCGAUUGCACCGGAAAAAUCACCCUUUGCCCAGUUUCAUCCUGUUUCGAAAGACAAUCAAAGCGAAGCGACAAAUAAAAACGAGAAAAAAGUCGAAACGAAUAAAGAAAGCAUACAAGUGCGAGGGAAUGGAACUGGGGAAGCUAAUAAAACUGAUCCCUUUACGAGGAUCAAGGAAAAAUAUAUUGAAGGAAAACCAUACGUGAAUCUUCCCAUCAUUCCAGCUUUGAUGAUAUUGGGAAUUGUCAUUUUCUGCGCAUGUUUUUGUGCUCUUCUAAUUAGAUAUCGGUUAGCGGUAUGUUUUAAUAAAUUACGAGGAAAAAAGAAGAAAAAGACGUCAAGGUUUGUAAAGAUUCCAUGAUUCUGGUACACGCUUUAUAUCGAUACUUUAAACGAUAGAAAUAUUUUACGACGCAGCAAACGUAAAGCGGUGGAUGAGGAACUCGGAAAGUCAUAUGUAAAAAAUAAAAAGAAAUCUGGAAGAAGACGAAAUCGCGACGACAGUCAAGAUAUGGUGAAUGCCGGAACUCAAAAUAG
Molecule: messenger RNA, 1389 nt
Organism: Cephus cinctus (wheat stem sawfly)
Lineage: Eukaryota; Metazoa; Arthropoda; Insecta; Hymenoptera; Cephidae
Exons: 7
Coding region: 86-1213 (375 amino acids)
Source: RefSeq, a predicted model, not a curated record